AUGAACCAGCUUCCACGACAUUCAAUUAGCUCGCCAAUGGGCUUGAAAUUAAGCUACCCCAAUCCAAAUAAAUUUGCCAAAAGCUAUACAACGGAUAACAGUAAUUUACCACCGCCACCACAAUCACAGCCACCAUUGUUGAUAGAUACAGCGAGCAGCAAUACGCUUAGAGGCAAUGAUCCGUUGCACCUGGGUAAACCUCCGGCUACUCCGUGGACGUCUUCUUUUAUGGAUACAACGAAACCAAAGAGGAUAUGGGUGAAAACUCCCAACGGUAAUCCGACAACGAUUACAGCAUAUAGUGAGGAUAUCGUUGAUGACUUGAAAACUUUGGUUAUUCAAAAGUACCCCAAUACAAUAGGACGAUAUGACGAUGCCGCAAAUUUGAUUUUGAAAAUUGAUGUUUCCAACCUGCGAGGGACAAAUACAUCACCAAAUACAAAUUUGAAACUGGCGGUUGACAACAACAACAACAACAACAUCAACUAUAUAAUCUUGGAACCAGAUCAAAAUGUGUGGCAUUUAUUAGAUACCUAUUUCCCACACGGUAUGGGUAUGAACGAUGCACUUGUUAUUGACGUGCUUCCCCUUGAGCAAGAGUCGCCAACUGAUACUCAAUUCCAUCGACAAGAACAGAGACGGACGAGUUCAUUUGAUAAUAGCAAAUUGGUGCAUGACCCAGUCAAACAGCCUCAUCCAAUCCAAUCUGGUCAGUCGAUGCAUCGACCAAAUCCAAUUAGUCCGCAUGCACUGUUCCAACAUGGCACACCACAUUCUAUUCCGUCUCAAAAAUAUCCACCAACUAGAAUCCAAACUGCCGCUGGCGCCAACUCUCAUUACGUUGAACGUUCUGUUUCUCCUGCAACCAAUGCUUCCAAAAAUAUUUCGCCUGUUCCCAUCUAUCGCUCACUUUCACAAAGUAUCAUUUCCCCUAAUCAAAAAGACCAAAACCCACAAGCUGUUCUCCUAUUGCCAAAGAACUUUUCACUCUCCAAUAAUCAAACAAGUACACCUAGUAGGACUAAAAACUCACCGGAAGAAACUUUAACUACUUCAGAACAACAACAAGCACCAACACCAUCAUCAUCAUCAUCAACAACAACAACAACAGCAACACCAUCAGCAUCAACAAAAAAGCUUUCCGAAGAGGAUAAAAGUGAUAAUAGCCAUAAUAACAAUAAUAGUAGUCAUGACUCGCAAUCUAUUGCUCCACUGACAUCAACUACACUCAAAGAUGUUGAACCGUUUGAUGCACCAAAACCAGAACAGGAUAAUGCUUCAUUUGGAUUGCCAACUUCUUCUCCGUCUACGAGAGCAGACGCAGUGAAAAAGAACUCAGAACCGUUAUCUUCAUCAUCCAUCACCAAAAGCACAAAAUCCGAAAGGUCAGAUCCAACUUUGGAUAAAGUAUUGCCGUCGAUUUCAGUAUUGGUGGUUGAAGAUAAUGCCAUCAAUCAAGCCAUUUUGGGGGCAUUUCUCCGUAAAAGGAAAAUCCACUACCAAAUAGCCAAAAAUGGCCAAGAUGCUAUUGACAAAUGGAAAAAAGGCGGGUUUCAUCUUGUCUUGAUGGACAUCCAGUUGCCGGUUAAAUCCGGCAUUGAGGCCACAAAAGAAAUCCGGCAUUUGGAAAAGUUGAAUAAAAUCGGGGUGUUUGACGAAAAAGAUAUGAAUAAGGUCUCCUCGAUUGCGUUGACAGAAGCCGAUACUCUAGAUUCAAACGUUUUCAGAUCACCUGUUAUAAUAGUGGCCUUGACCGCGUCGUCCAACUCUUCUGUCGAUAGAAAGAACGCGUUGACAGCCGGUUGCAACGACUAUCUAACUAAACCAGUCAAUCUUGUGUGGUUGCAAAAUAAGAUCACCGAGUGGGGUUGUAUGCAAGCAUUGAUUGAUUUUGAAGGUUGGAAAAGCAAAAAUAAUUGGAAUGUAGUAUAA
Molecule: messenger RNA, 1932 nt
Organism: Lodderomyces beijingensis
Lineage: Eukaryota; Fungi; Ascomycota; Pichiomycetes; Serinales; Debaryomycetaceae
Source: the annotation of a GenBank genome assembly